CUCGAAACUUCUAAAAAUCUUCUCUCUACUCUCUCUGCAAUCUCUCUCUUUCUCUCUGUUGCAAUGUCGAAGAACGGUGCUAGAAACUGCUUAGGUUCAAUGGAAGAUAUCCGAAAAGUAUUCCAACGAUUCGACAAAAAUGGCGACGGGAAAAUCUCGAUCGACGAGCUAAAAGACGUGAUCCGAGCUCUCAGUCCCACGGCGUCGCCGGAAGAAACGAAAUCGAUGAUGAAAGAGUUGGAUCUCGACGGUAACGGAUUCAUCGACAUGGACGAGUUCGUCGCGCUUUUCCAGAUCGGAGACGGAAACAGCAACGGAAACGAUGCUCAAGAUCUGAAGGCAGCGUUUGAUCUGUACGAUCUGGAUGGUAACGGAUGGAUCUCGGCGAAGGAGCUUCAGUCGGUGAUGAAUAAUCUCGGCGAGAAGUGUUCGAUUCAGGAUUGUAAAAAGAUGAUUAGCAGUGUUGAUGUUGACGGUGACGGUUGCGUUAAUUUCGAAGAGUUUAAGAAGAUGAUGGUUCGCGGCGGAGCUUGAAAAACCGUUUCGGAAUCUCGCCGGAGAUUCGACGGUUAGGAUUCGUUAGUUUCUUUGGUUUUUUUUUUGUAAAUAUGAUAAUUAGGGGAUUAAACUAGGAGAAUCUUUUGUUUUGCUCUCUAAUUGAUCUGGAUUAAUGUACUAAUUCAAAAGAUUUAAUCGAUUUUUUUUUUUG
Molecule: messenger RNA, 709 nt
Organism: Eutrema salsugineum
Lineage: Eukaryota; Viridiplantae; Streptophyta; Magnoliopsida; Brassicales; Brassicaceae
Product: calcium-binding protein CML24
Exons: 1
Coding region: 64-534 (156 amino acids)
Molecular function (GO): calcium ion binding
Source: RefSeq, a predicted model, not a curated record